Fusarium sp. VM40 is the source of this 612-nucleotide messenger RNA. Lineage: Eukaryota; Fungi; Ascomycota; Sordariomycetes; Hypocreales; Nectriaceae. The record is from the annotation of a GenBank genome assembly.
AUGCCCUCUUUCCGAACAAUCGUCUUGGCCGUUGCUGCCUCGGCCGUUACUGUUGUCAACGCCGACUAUGUGAUCGACCCCAACAGUGUGCCUUUGGCUACUCGACGCUUUUGGUGUGAUAACGAGGUAGAGACUUGCCCCAUGAUUUGCGAGCAGUCAAGCAAGGGAGACACAAAAGUCAACGAAUGUGAUCCUAAAACUCUUACUUACGGCUGCAUCUGCGGAGAUGGCAAGCAACCUAAUGUGUCUCAAUACUCCCUGACUCUACCAUUCUACGUCUGUCAAGAAUGGGGCAACCAGUGUGUUGAUGAUUGUGCCGGCAGUGCCUCUUGUGCCUCCGACUGCCGCCAGAAGAACCCAUGUGGUGCCAACAACCCUACGAAGGCAAAUGUGACUUCCACAGCUACGGGCACUGCUGCCGUCAAGGCAACAGCUAGCGCUACUGAUGAUCUUAACGUGGUCUACACGAACAACCCAGGAAGCGAGGAUGACGAUGACGAUGAUAGCUCCUCUUCAACAAAGUCCAAUGCUGCUACCGCUAUCGAGGCCGGCCAAACAUGGGGCCUCACUAUCGUUCUCGGCGCUGUGUUUGCCGGCUUCGCGAUGCUAUAA